This is a messenger RNA of Suncus etruscus (white-toothed pygmy shrew), 1053 nucleotides long. RefSeq names its product metaxin 3 (gene MTX3). Bases 10 to 951 code for a protein of 313 amino acids. Lineage: Eukaryota; Metazoa; Chordata; Mammalia; Eulipotyphla; Soricidae. The record is from RefSeq and is a predicted model, not a curated record. Gene Ontology annotation, cellular component: SAM complex. Gene Ontology annotation, biological process: mitochondrion organization. The transcript has 9 exons.
UCGCGCAAGAUGGCGGCCCCCUUGGAGCUCAGUUGCUGGGGAGGCGGCUGGGGGCUCCCAUCGGUUCACAGCGAGUCCCUGGUGGUGAUGGCUUAUGCCAAGUUUUCUGGUGCACCAUUGAAAGUCAAUGUCAUAGAUAAUACUUGGAGAGGUUCACGAGGAAAUGUACCAAUUUUAACAACAGGAGACAAUACUACUAUUUCUCAGCCAGCAAACAUACUGAAUUUUUUAAGAAAACAGAAAUACAAUGCUGAUUAUGAACUGUCAACAAAGCAAGGGGCAGAUACACUGGCCUAUAUUGCUCUCCUUGAAGAGAAACUUCUUCCUGCAGUGCUUCACACGUUCUGGGUUGAAAGUGACAAUUAUUUUACUGUGACAAAGCCAUGGUUUGCUUCACGAAUUCCUUUUCCCCUGAGUUUGAUCCUACCUGGACGAAUGUCUAAGGGAGCAUUGAACAGGAUUCUCCUAACUAGAGGCGAGCCUCCCCUCUAUCAACUUCAAGAAGUGGAAGCACAGAUAUACAGAGAUGCCAAGGAAUGCCUAAAUCUUCUGUCAAACAGAUUGGGAACAUCGCAGUUUUUCUUUGGAGAUACGCCUUCUACCUUAGACGCCUAUGUGUUUGGUUUUCUUGCACCUCUUUAUAAAGUACGUUUUCCUAAAGUUCAAUUACAAGAACAUUUGAAACAACUCUUCAACCUGUGUCGCUUUUGUGAUGACAUCCUAAGUAGUUAUUUUAGUCAUAGUCUCAGAGGCAUCUCUCCUGCUGCACAAGAAACAGUAGAUGCAAAUCUGCAGAAACUCACACAACUUGUAAAUAAGGAAUCCAACUUGAUUGAAAAGAUGGAUGAUAAUCUUCGCCAAAGCCCCCAACUUCCUCCUCGGAAACUACCAACCCUUAAACUGACUCCAGCAGAUGAAGAAAGUAAUUCCUUACAACGGCUCUCACCCUGAUUGUCAAGCAUUGUGUAGAAUGAUUGUUGCAGUAAUUUCUUAGCAAAAUGUGUGCAGGCAGAAAGAAAAAUGCCAUUAAUAGGUAUAAGAAAGACUCUAAAA